AUCCAAUCCAAUCUGAAAUGCGUCUGUGCGUCUGCAUGGCAAUGAUCGCACUACUUUAAUUACUUGGUAAGACCAUUUCCUCGAAUCAAGAGGCUGCGAAAAACAAGACGACGCAAAAUGUCCCGUUUCGAACCUGCGCUCCAACCAGAGAUUCUCCGUGCCCACCAGAAAGACGAGCAGCACAUCGCGUCGCUUCAGAAGGAAGUGUCCGAGGUCGCCCGAUCAGCUCUCGGAAUCCGGCGAUGGAUGCUGUGGCGAUCGGAAAUCGACUCCAUCUCCAGCUUCCUCUACUACUGCGCCACAACCCUCAGCGGUCUACAGACCCUCGGCGAAGAGUACGUCCACAUUCUCCAAGUAAACCGGUCGCUGAAGAGCAUACCUUCGGUUUCCCGACGGACUCUCUCUGUCGCGCUUCACACGUUCGGCGGCGCGCUCACGUCCGCGCUCUUAAAUUUGCUCAAGAGGGCGCGGGGUGCCGACCUAAACGCCCUGCGGACCGUGCUCGGGAGAAGCCAGCAGAUCCACCUGAUCCUCUUCUACCUGCUCGGUCGAUACCACAGUCCCGCGAACAGGGUAGCGGGUAUCAGAUACGUGUUGGUAAGGAAGUGGUUGUCCAAUCCACAGGUAGCUCGCUGCUACAAGGUUCUAGGCUGGCUAUCGCUCAUCGAGUUCGUUGUGUCUCUAACGCGGGAAGUGCGCGGUUUCACGACUGCUUCCGAGGACGGCGACGUGGACGAAGCGCGCUCGCCGAACUAUAGCUGCUGCAUGUGCGUCGACGGUGCGAGGCGCCCCACCGUGAUACCCUGCGGGCACGUUUUCUGUUGGUACUGCAUCGCGGGUUGGCUGAGGGCGAAGAAAGAGUGCCCCUUGUGCAGAAUGCAGUGCAAGCCACAGCAGGCCGUUCUUCUCCGAAACGUUACGUGACCACUCGUUUGCGUGCUCGAGUUACGAUGGCCUCGUGAACGUGUGCGAGGCAGAACGAAAGAAACUAACAAAAGGCGUUGGUUGCUGCUGCUGCCGAGUGUCCCGCUAAAAAAUAAACGUUUUGACUUUUUUUAAUGCAUUAAAUGGAAAUAAGAAAAAGUAUAUCUCUUUCGGGUUAUUGUUUCCUGUCAAGUCGCUUACUUUCAUCAACAUGGUCCUACACAAAUUCUUAACAUUAUGUUCUUUUUCGACUUUUGCAAAUGUGGCUGUCUUCACUAAAAAAAAAAAA
Ixodes scapularis (black-legged tick) is the source of this 1213-nucleotide messenger RNA. Its product is annotated as peroxisome biogenesis factor 10. Bases 118 to 924 code for a protein of 268 amino acids. The transcript has a single exon. Gene Ontology annotation, molecular function: zinc ion binding. NCBI's taxonomy places the organism in Eukaryota, Metazoa, Arthropoda, Arachnida, Ixodida, Ixodidae. The record is from RefSeq and is a predicted model, not a curated record. Gene Ontology annotation, biological process: protein import into peroxisome matrix. Gene Ontology annotation, cellular component: peroxisomal membrane.